GAGAGACUGGCUGCAAUGCGCUCGGACUCAUUGGUUCCAGGGACCCACACCCCGCCGAUCCGGAGGAGAAGCAAGUUUGCCACUUUAGGAAGACUUUUCAAGCCAUGGAAAUGGAGGAAGAAGAAGAGUGAGAAGUUCAAGCACACGUCUGCAGCACUUGAAAGAAAAAUAUCGAUGAGGCAAAGCAGAGAGGAACUUAUCAAGCGGGGAGUGUUGAAGGAAAUUUUUGAUAAAGAUGGUGAGCUUCCCAUACAGAAUGAAGAAGGAUCAUUGGAAAAUGGACAGACUCUCAGUUCCAGCCAGGCUUCGCUUCCUGCCCUAUCUGAACUGGAGCCAUGUUCAGCAUCUGGGGAUUCUGGUACAUAUGAUAUGCUCCCAACUCCAGAGAUUAUGGAUGGAACAGAUCCUGGCGCUCCUGUGAAACUGCCUUGUAUGCCCGUCAAACUGUCGCCUCCGCUACCUCCAAAGAAAGUCAUGAUUUGCAUGCCUUUAGGGGGACCAGAUCUCUCCCUCACCUCCUACUCUUCUCAGAAGAGUUCCCAGCAACCGUUGGCUCCACAUCACCACACAGUCCUGCCAUCACAGUUAGCAGCGCACCAGCAUCAGUACGGCAGCCACAGUCCGCACUUGCCUUCUGGAUCCAACACGUUACCUAUUCAUCCUCCAGGGUGUCGGAUGAUCGAGGAAUUGAAUAAGACACUAGCCAUGACUAUGCAGAGGCUAGAAAGGUAUGAGUGCAGUUUGUGUUGCCUCUUAAGUUUUCAUAGCUCUGGUUUACAUGCAGGUGACAGUCUCUCAAAAACUGGACCUGGGGGCCUUUCAGACAUGAGACAAGUGCCAACUGUUGUGAUUGAAUGCGAUGACAAUAAAGAAAAUGUGCCUCAUGAAUCCGACUAUGAAGAUAGUUCCUGCCUCUACACAAGGGAAGAAGAGGAUGAGGAUGAAGAGGAAGAUGAUGAAAGUUCAUUAUUUACAAGUUCCCUGGCAAUGAAAGUCUGCCGGAAAGAUUCUUUAGCCAUCAAACUUAGCAACAGGCCAUCCAAACGAGAACUGGAAGAAAAGAACAUCCUCCCCAUGCAAACCGAUGAGGAGCGACUCGAGCUGAGACAGCAAAUUGGGACCAAGCUGACCAGACGACUGAGCCAGAGGCCAACUGCUGAAGAACUAGAGCAGAGGAAUAUUUUGAAACCACGGAAUGAACAAGAGGAGCAGGAAGAAAAACGGGAGAUAAAGAGAAGAUUAACACGUAAGCUAAGUCAAAGGCCAACGGUGGAAGAGUUGCGUGAGAGGAAAAUCCUCAUCCGCUUCAGCGAUUAUGUGGAGGUGGCAGAUGCUCAGGACUACGACCGACGGGCAGACAAACCAUGGACGCGGCUCACAGCUGCGGAUAAAGCUGCAAUUCGCAAAGAGCUCAAUGAAUUUAAAAGCACUGAAAUGGAAGUUCAUGAAUUAAGUAGGCAUCUAACAAGGUAG
Molecule: messenger RNA, 1473 nt
Organism: Eublepharis macularius
Lineage: Eukaryota; Metazoa; Chordata; Lepidosauria; Squamata; Eublepharidae
Gene: PHACTR1
Product: phosphatase and actin regulator 1
Exons: 11
Coding region: 16-1473 (485 amino acids)
Biological process (GO): stress fiber assembly; cell motility
Molecular function (GO): actin binding
Source: RefSeq, a predicted model, not a curated record